GCGGCGCUGGGCCGGACCCGGCGGGCUCAGAGCGGCGAUUCCCGGCGGUACCGGAGCGGCUGGACCGGCCUGGCGGUACCGGCCUCGGCGUCCUGCCCCUGCCCGUGGCAGCCCUGCCCGGCCCUGCCAUGCUGGCCGUAGAAUGGCCCCUGUGGAGCAGGACGCGCUGGCCGUGCGGGAGCAGCUCUUCCACGAGAGGGUCCGCGAGUGCAUCAUCUGUGCCCUGCUCUUCGCCAGCCUCUACAUCCUCUGCCACUUCAUCAUAACCCACUUUAAGAAGCACACGGAUUUCACAGCAGUUCACGAUGACGAGGAUGCUGCUGUCAACAGGAUUGCGUUGGGGCUCUGUACCUUCACCCUGGCUGUGGCACUGGGUGCUGUCCUCCUCCUGCCCUUCUCCAUCAUCAGCAACGAGGUGCUGCUCUCCUUCCCCCAGAACUACUACAUCCAGUGGCUCAACGGGUCCCUCAUUCAUGGCCUCUGGAAUUUGGUUUUCCUCUUCUCCAAUAUGUCCCUGGUCUUCCUCAUGCCCUUUGCCUACUUCUUCACCGAGUCAGAGGGGUUUGCAGGAUCCAAGAAGGGCAUCAUGGCCAGGGUGUAUGAGACGUCGGUGGUGCUGCUGCUGCUGACGCUGCUGGUGCUGGGCAUGGUCUGGGUGGCCUCUGCCAUCGUGGGCAACGACGCUGCCAGUCGCCAGUCACUCUACGAUCUCUGGGAGUAUUAUCUGCCCUACCUCUACUCCUGCAUCUCGCUUUUUGGUGUCCUGCUGCUGCUGUUGUGCACCCCCUUUGGCCUCUCCACCAUGUUCACUGUCACUGGGAAGCUGCUGGUGAAACCCCGGCUCCUGGAAGACCUGGAUGAGCAGCUGAGCUGCACGAGGUUUGAGGAAGCCGCUGUGUCCCACAGGAUCCGCUCUGGCAAAGCUUCCUGCUGGCUGAAUCUGGACAUGGAGAUGCUGCGGGAGCAAUUCUUUGCCAUCCGGAGCAAGAGGAGGAAGCUGGAGCUGCGGCACCGAGCAUCGCCCUGGCAGAGGAACCUGGGCUACCCCCUGGCCAUGCUGGGCCUCCUGGCACUGACAGGCAUCUCCGUGCUCAUCGUCUGCUUCCACGUCCUGGAGCUGCUGCUGGACGAUGCCGCGAUGCCACGGGGCAUCCAGGAUGCCUCCCUGGGCCAGGUUUCCUUCUCCAUCUUUGGUUCCUUUGGAGCUGCACUGCAGGUUGUCCUCAUUUUCUACCUAAUGCUCUCCUCUGUCGUGGGCUUCUACAGCUCCCCCCUGUUCACUCGGCUGCUGCCGGAGCGGCAGGACACCCCCCUCACCAAGAUCAUCGGGAACUGUGUCUCCUUGCUGGUGCUCAGCUCAGCACUGCCCGUCUUCUCCAGGACACUGGGUGAGCCUCCCAGAGGGAUCAGGGUGAUGCCUGGAUGGGAAUGGCCCCAGAUUUGGGGUGCCCUGACCAAUGUACCUCACCCUGUGCAGGGAUCACCCGUUUUGACCUCCUGGGGGAUUUUGGCCGCUUCAACUGGUUGGGGAACUUCUACAUCGUCUUCCUCUACAACAUGGGCUUUGCUGGGCUCACCACGCUGUGCCUGGUCAAAAGGGUCUCCUGGGCAGUCCAGGCCGAGCUCAUCCGUGCCUUUGGUCUGCACAAGCUGCCGCUGCCCGUGACGCGCUGCCGGACCCGCAGCAAGCCCUGCUAGGGCUGGGGGGACAGGGACGUGUCCCCCCUCUCACUGUGGUGGCCACCAGGGUGGCUGCCAGCCACAGAGCUGGCCCUGAUAGCUCCUGGUGCCUCAGGGACAUCAGAGCCCCUCAGGGAAAGCUGAGACACCUUUGGGGGUUGCCUCCCCUGCUCUGUCUCAGCUGUUGUGCUACUGAGCCUUGGCCUUGAGCCACAUCCCCAAGGGGAGCGGGGUCCCCCCGAGGCUGUGCUGGCUGCAGCCCCCUCACCCCCAUUUACAUACCUCGUGCAACAAUGGCCAGGCCCUGCCCCGACCUCCCCUGGCUGCUCCCUGGGGUCUGGCUGAGUUUUAAAUGCUGCCCCACCUGUCCUGACACUGUGGAAGGGGGUCCUGUGCUCAGAGCCACUCCACACUCCACCCCUCUGUCACUCUGGGGCUGUAGGGGGACACUGGUUGUCCCCUGCCCACCCCUGAGGUCUUUGGGGUCCCUAAUAGGGGACAGCCCCCCUCUCCAGCUGCUUGAUGUGAUGAGUAUGUCAGGUCUCUGUUACAACAGAACUUGU
Messenger RNA from Onychostruthus taczanowskii (white-rumped snowfinch), 2243 nucleotides. It is a transcript of the gene LMBR1L, whose product is annotated as limb development membrane protein 1 like. The transcript is spliced from 16 exons. The coding region runs from base 143 to 1666 and encodes 507 amino acids. The record is from RefSeq and is a predicted model, not a curated record. Gene Ontology annotation, molecular function: transmembrane signaling receptor activity. Gene Ontology annotation, biological process: signal transduction; receptor-mediated endocytosis. Lineage: Eukaryota; Metazoa; Chordata; Aves; Passeriformes; Passeridae.